Lolium rigidum is the source of this 3655-nucleotide messenger RNA. RefSeq names its product autophagy-related protein 9-like. The record is from RefSeq and is a predicted model, not a curated record. Bases 243 to 3044 code for a protein of 933 amino acids. Gene Ontology annotation, biological process: protein localization to phagophore assembly site; autophagy of mitochondrion. Gene Ontology annotation, cellular component: phagophore assembly site; autophagosome. The transcript has 10 exons. NCBI's taxonomy places the organism in Eukaryota, Viridiplantae, Streptophyta, Magnoliopsida, Poales, Poaceae.
CACCCUUAGUACCGCAGCAGAACAUCUCGUGGCGGCGUGGAGCUACACACCGAUUGUUCUUCCUUCCUCCUCUGGCCCGACUCUCUUCUCUUCUCCGACUCUCCCCUAAGAUCACAGCUCUCUUCGUGAAGAUUCGUUGUGCGGCGGCGACGGGGCGCGACAAGUCGAGCCUACUGCUACCGGAUACCGGACUCGCGUUGAUUGCUGGUCAGCUGUGGUGUGGCAAGGAAAUCUUCAGCUUGAUGAUGUCCUUUCUGAAAGGCAUACCUACUCAAACAGUACUUAAAUGGCAUUGGAGAAGCGAAUCACAAUUAUCAUCACACCUGCUUGCCAAUGUUCCACCUCAAAUAGAAUUGUCGGACUACCGAAGAUUGCCGAGUUCUGCUAGUGAGAGCCCAUCAAGACUUCUCCAUGGAGAAGAGUUAAAGGCUGAGCUGAUUCCUGACCUGGAUAUUUUCUUUGAGAGGCUUUAUGAAUACUUCUGUGCAAAAGGUCUAAGAUGCAUUAUAAUCAAGUGGAUUAUUGAGAUCCUUAACGUGACAUUUGUGGUAUGCUCUAUUGGUUUUUUCUUCUUAUUUGUUGAUUGGGGAUCCCUUGCCCACUUAAGAUGUGGUGUGGAAGCACUCGAGUCUGGGGAGAAACCGUGUGACCUGAUGAAAGUCAUUAAGAGUGACCCGUUAGUCCCAUUUACAUUUAUGAAGAUGAUCAUUGUUGGAUCUAUGGUUAUAUUGACGACCUAUGGACUUAUUAACUUUCUUAAGUUUUUCCUAAAACUUAGAAGCACUUUUAAUGUCCGGGACUUCUACUAUAACAGUCUUAAGGUUUCAGAUCUUGAGAUUCAAACUAUAUCAUGGCCCAGAAUUGUUGAGAAGGUUGUCCUUUUCCAGAAAUCACAGCAACUCUGUGUUGUUAAGGAUCUCUCGGAGCAUGAUAUUAUCAUGCGAAUAAUGCGGAAAGAGAACUACUUGAUUGGGAUGGUUAAUAAAGGCAUAAUUGCAUUUCCUAUUUCCCGUUGGCUUCCUGGAGCUGGUCCAACGGUUAGUUCUCGGAUGCAUGGAAGAAAAGGCUAUCUGAUGCUUCCGAAGACCCUUGAGUGGACUUUAAAUUGGUGCAUCUUCCAGAGCAUGUUCGAUUGCAAAUUUUGUGUUAGAAAAGAUUUUCUGGCAAGCCCAUCUUUGUUGAAAAAACGGCUCAUAUGUAUGGGUAUAGUGAUGCUUAUCCUAUCACCCUGCCUUACGAUCUUCCCACUGGUAUACCUGUUUCUGAGACAUGCCGAAGAAUUCUAUAAUCACCCUAGUACAGCAUCAUCUCGAAGAUGGUCAAAUUUAUCACGGUGGAUUUUGAGGGAGUACAAUGAGGUUGAGCAUUUCUUCAAACAUCGGAUGAACAAUAGCACUGUGUAUUCUUUAGAUUAUUUUAAGCAGUUUCCAACUCCACUAGUAUCUAUUGUUGCAAAGUUCAUAUCAUUUGUAUCUGGUGGCUUGGCUGGUAUUCUUCUCAUCCUCGGAUUUCUAGGUGAAUCCAUCCUUGAGGGCCAUGUUUUUGGUCGAAAUCUGUUCUGGUAUACUAUUGUUUUUGGAACAAUUGCAACUGUAAGCCGGAGAGUCGUGACUGAUGAACUUCAAGUGAUUGAUCCAGAAGGGGCCAUGUCCUUUGUGGUCCAGCAGACACAUUACAUGCCAAAAAGGUGGCGUGGUAAAGAGAGCAGUGAACUUGUGCGAAGCGAGUUUGAAACUCUGUUUCAGUAUACCAUAACGAUGCUCCUAGAAGAGAUGGCCUCGAUUUUGAUCACCCCUUACCUGCUAAUAUUUGUGGUACCGAAGCGUGUUGAUGAUAUUCUGCUCUUCAUUUCGGACUUCACAGUUUAUGUUGAUGGAGUGGGAGAUGUGUGCAGCUUAAGCUUGUUCGACUUCAAAAGACACGGAAAUAUGAACUACGGCUCACCAAUUGGUGCAGCUAAGAGCAUGAGGAGCUCCCAAGGGAAAAUGGAGAAAUCAUUAUUGAGUUUCCAAAGCACGUACAUAACAUGGGAGCCAAAUGCCGAUGGCAAGAAAUUCUUGUGCAACCUUCAGAAGUUUAAGGAAAUGCAAAUUCGUCAGCAUACCUUCCAAACAGUGGAAGCAUCAGAAGCUGGGUCAACUGCUAUGGGUCAAAGUGCUCAAAUUUUCUAUCGACUGCUCUCCAGGAAUAUCCACCCCAGUAAUGGAGUUAUUUAUAACGGCCCUUUAGGACUGCUUGACACAGAUCAAAGAGCUUGUCCAUAUAUCCUAGAUUGGUACUACACAUACGAGCUGCCACAAUCGGGUAGAGAAGAUCAUGCAUCUGCUCAUCCUGAGGAAGCAUCACCUGAGGAGGACAUAUGUCCACCGUGGAGCAAACCAUUGGCUGACAUUGAAGAGGAGCAACCCUGGGACUCUAAUUUGUAUGAAAGAGCUAGGAGCCACUUGGAGACAUCAACAUCGAGUGCAUUCUUUCAGGGUACCACCUUCAAGCACCAGGUCAAGGCACAACAGUAUACGAGCCAUCAUUGGUGGGCUCAGUCCCUUGCACGACCGACUGAUCCACUUGGCAGCUUUUUUUACCCUGCAGAGGGCAGUUUUCUUGAGCCAAAAAAAUUCACAAAUCCCAACGAGUCUGGGCAUUAUUCUAGCCAUCACAGUGAUUGGCCGAUGAGCUGUGCACAGCCGAGAGGUCCACAAGGAAGUUUCCUUGAGCCUCCAAACUUUGGAAACCAUUCCACGCCUGACCAUCGUUCCAGCCAUCGCAGUGAAGACUUGUCGUCAGACGGAAGUGGAGAACUAGAUCAGAGGAACACCAGAAGCAACAGUGGAUGGAGAAGUUCACAGGCCCUUUCCAAGACAUUAUACACGGACAAUGACUUUGACAUAGAGCAAGGCCCGAGUUUCAAAUUUACCGAUGUCCCUCAGGUGCAUGAUGAUGAAGGACAAGACCGGGGCAACGACCACGGUGCAGCCGACAUGUACGGCUCUACGCCAGCCAGCCUCACAGUACGAAUAAUACCUAGAAGCAGUGAUCCUAUUUAGUUUGAAGAAGAAAAUCGCGCAAAAGAAAAAAGAAGUACUGUAGUAACAGUUGUGCAGGGACAUGGUUGAUGGUGUGAAUUUUGUUAGGAAGAGAGGACGUCAGUUUACUGUGACCUGGCAAAGGCCGACUAAUUCUUCUAUAACAGACUAGUAAGAUGCCUAACCACAAGAAAUGAGGUGGAGCAUGGUUUAAGUUAUGUUCAUAAUUCACCGUCACAUUUUCUGUUUAUCAAGUGCGGGCUAAAUAUCAUGAGAGCAUGACACAGUUCUUGAACGAGCGUGUCGGACGGGAUUGUGGCCUUGAAGCAGUUCCGGUGACAGGCGAGCUUGACGACAGGGGUGCAUGCAGCCUAUGCGGUUUUGGCGAACGAUGAGCUUGCCAGCCGGGUGAUACAUCAAGAAAGAACAAUGUGAGGAGGUACCAGUUGGUGAUGCAAGACUUGCAUGGUAUGCGCUUCCGAGUUCCCGCUGAGGGACCGUUUAGAAAUUAGAACACAGGAAUAGGAAAAAUCUGAUGAAUAGGGAAGCGAAAACAGAAAUCUGAAAAACGCAAGAACUCCCGAAUAUGUAUUUUUUGGAGAACCAUCUAAUGCACUUUAUUGAUAAUUAAA